CUCCCUGAGUGUUAAAAGGCCUUCCCAAGUUCGUUAAUGGUGGUUGCGGAUAUUGCUUCUCUCCCCCCCAACCAAAUGCAUUUGGUUUUCUAAUCAUUUCUCAGGCUCUCACCACUCCAAGUUUCUUGAUUUCCUCUGCUCCCAGCUUUCGAUCCUUCGUCUCCUGCUUUGUGACCAUAAUCGCUAAUCAGAAUCAGAUAACACGCCCAUCUCAGCAUCUUCUACUUCUGUGAAACGCCACUAGGUGGUUUGAAGCCUCCAAAGAGAGAAAAUAAAUGGUGGGUUCGGAGUCGGAGACUUUAUCCCAAAGCGAGGUGGAGUCGGGGUUACAGGAAGAUCAACAGCCCAAGAACCAUGGGAUGCCAUCUCUGGGAAGACAGUCCUCAAUCUACUCCCUCACCCUGGAUGAGUUUCAGCACACCCUCUGCGAGAAUGGGAAGAAUUUCGGGUCCAUGAAUAUGGAUGAGUUUCUCACUAGCAUAUGGACUGCAGAGGAAAACCAAGCCACCAAUUUUAACCACAUUAGCAACUCCCAGAUGUCGCUCAGUGAAACUUCCAUGGAGAAACCCAUUGCUAAGCAGCCGACCUUGGCCCGCCAGGGCUCUCUAAGUCUUCCUGCACCGUUUUGUCAAAAGACUGUGGAUGAGGUCUGGUCUGAAAUCCAUAAAGCUCAGCAACAACAGCAGCAGGACAGCGUUCAUAAUGCUGAGUCUGCCCAUCGCCAACCUACUUUAGGAGAGAUGACUUUGGAGGAUUUCUUGAUCAGGGCAGGGGUAGUUCGGGAACAGCCUACAGCAACCGCUCCGGCGCAGCAUCAGCAGCAACAUCAGUACGGGUUGUACCAAAAUAACAACACCAUCAGUCCAACUUUUGCCAGACCUGUUAUGGGAAUGGGUGGUGGUGCCGGUGUUGGGAGUUUUCAAACUUUGCCCCAAAGCAGUGGGGCUGCCGGAGAGUCCUCUGGCUAUGCCGGGAAUGGUAAAAGAAACGGCGGCUACCCGAAGACUUCAGCUUGUUUUGGAGGUGGAGUGGGGAACGGUGGUGGUGUGUACGGGCCUGGGCAGACGUUGGCAAUGGAGUCGACCGUAAGUCCAGUGUCUUCCGAUGGGAUGUGCCCGAAUCAAAUCGACAACGCUGCAGGUCAGUUCGGUUUGGACGUGGGUAGCCUGAGAGGAAGGAAGAGGAUCAUAGAUGGCCCGGUGGAGAAGGUGGUGGAACGGAGACAACGAAGGAUGAUCAAGAAUAGAGAGUCUGCGGCGAGAUCUCGAGCUAGAAAACAGGCUUACACAGUUGAACUGGAAGCAGAAUUAAACCAGUUAAAGGAAGAGAACACCCUUCUUCAACAGGCUCUGGCAGAGGCAGACUUUGAGAGGAAAAGAAAGCAACAGUAUCUAGAAGAACUGAAAAUGAAAACUCAGACCAAGGCAGAAAAAGCUAAAGAAAAAAUGAAGAAGAUGAGGAAGACUUGGAGCUGCCCAUUGUGAAGCAAAGAAAGAACAGGGUAGUGAUAGCAUGGAUGGUUGAUGCAUGAUCUUCCAAGAUGUGAUCUUCGAUCACAGACCCUUUUGACUAGAAAAAGAAAUUCAUGAAUAAUUAGAUGGGUGGGAAGUGUUAAUCUUAUGUUUUUGUUUGUAGUACGUUGCACAUAGACACAUAGUGUAGUCAGAGACUUGUGUGUAUGCUCUUAUAGAUGUGUAUUCAAGCUAUUGUUCCAGUGUUUCGUGGGGACUCCAUUGCAGUUUGGGAAGUGUGAGAAAAUAAAAUGGAUGGAAAAAAAAAGGGAAAUAAUAUUAAUUUUAAA
Messenger RNA from Vitis riparia (riverbank grape), 1801 nucleotides. RefSeq names its product protein ABSCISIC ACID-INSENSITIVE 5. Gene Ontology annotation, cellular component: nucleus. The record is from RefSeq and is a predicted model, not a curated record. The coding region runs from base 276 to 1484 and encodes 402 amino acids. Gene Ontology annotation, molecular function: DNA-binding transcription factor activity. Lineage: Eukaryota; Viridiplantae; Streptophyta; Magnoliopsida; Vitales; Vitaceae. The transcript is spliced from 5 exons. Gene Ontology annotation, biological process: positive regulation of DNA-templated transcription.